AGAAAAAAGAAAAAAUAACCAACCCCUUUGGAGAAAGGGUAAAGUAAGAAAAUCUAAAACCCUACUACGCCUCCGAUUGUGUAACGACAGCAACAAACAAAACAACAAUCCUCUUUCUCUCUCUAAUCUCUAUAUAAACCCACUAACCCUAAUUUCUUGCACCAUCACUUCAACUUAGCCCCUCUAAACGCUUUCAUCUUCAACCCUUUCAUUCUUCCAUCGAUUCUAACACAAACCAAACUCCACCAUGUCAGAUGAUGAGAGAGAUGAGAAGGAGUUGGAUCUCACUUCUCCUGAUGUUGUAACCAAGUACAAAAGCGCUGCAGAGAUUGUUAACAAGGCUUUGCAGUUGGUGAUUUCAGACCUUAAACCAAAGGUUAAGGUUGUUGAUAUUUGUGAAAAAGGGGAUUCGUUUAUUAGAGAGCAAACUGCGAAAUUGUACAAGAAUGUGAAGAAGAAGAUUGAGAGAGGUGUUGCAUUUCCAACAUGCGUAUGUGUAAACAACACUGUAUGCCAUUUUUCUCCUCUUGCCAGUGACGAAACGGUGUUUGAAGAAGGUGAUGUGGUGAAAAUUGAUUUGGCGUGUCAUAUUGAUGGGUUCAUUGCUGCUGUGGCUCACACUCAUGUUCUUCAGGAAGGGCCUGUUACAGGACGUGCAGCUGAUGUCAUUGCUGCAGCAAACACGGCGGCUGAAGUUGCCUUGAGGCUUGUAAAGCCAGGAAAAAAGAACCAAGAUGUAACUGAUGCAAUUCAGAAGGUUGCCGCUGCCUAUGAUUGUAGAAUUGUUGAGGGUGUUCUUAGCCACCAAAUGAAGCAGUUUGUGAUUGAUGCAAAUAAGGUUGUGCUAAGUGUAUCUAAUCCGGAUACCAGGGUUGAUGAUGCAGAGUUUGAAGAGAAUGAAGUUUAUGCAAUUGAUAUUGUAGCCAGCACGGGUGAAGGCAAGCCUAAGCUCUUGGAUGAGAAGCAGACAACUAUUUAUAAGAGGGCUGUCGACAAAAGUUAUAACUUGAAGAUGAAAGCAUCUAGGUUCAUUUAUAGUGAAAUAAGCCAAAAAUUUCCCAUCAUGCCCUUCUCUGCUAGGGCUUUGGAAGAAAAAAGAGCUCGUCUCGGUUUAGUGGAAUGCAUGAAUCACGAGCUCCUGCAGCCUUAUCCUGUUCUACAUGAAAAACCUGGCGAUUAUGUUGCACAAAUCAAAUUUACGGUCUUGCUAAUGCCAAAUGGAUCGGAUCGCAUCACGUCCCAUCCACUCCAGGAAGUGCAGCCUACUCAAACGGUAGAUGAUCCUGAAAUUAAGGCCUGGCUAGCAUUGGGUGUAAAGACAAAGAAGAAGGGCGGUGGAAAGAAGAAGAAAGGUAAGAAGGGCGCAGAAGGCGAAGCUGAAGUUUCUGAAGCCACAAAUGGUGCGUCAACCCAAGAUCAAGAAUGAGUCUUUUAAAAAAAUCACUUUGAUUUAACUUUUGAUCCCUUUCAAUUUUGGUACAUUUUUCACGUAGUUGUAUGUGUAUGAAUGCGAGUUUAGUAUAGCAUUCCUUCAAUAUCAAUAGGAAUUUCCAUGUGCACAUUCCAGUAUACCAUGACACAUGAAUGCUAUACAUCUGUUUAAACAUAAAUGUCUGUUUUGUUGGGGAGUUUUAUUUAAAACAAAGGACAUCAAAUUUAAAAUACCAAACUUAAUGUUA
Messenger RNA from Trifolium pratense (red clover), 1679 nucleotides. RefSeq names its product ERBB-3 BINDING PROTEIN 1-like. The coding region runs from base 248 to 1426 and encodes 392 amino acids. The record is from RefSeq and is a predicted model, not a curated record. The transcript is spliced from 9 exons. Lineage: Eukaryota; Viridiplantae; Streptophyta; Magnoliopsida; Fabales; Fabaceae.